This is a messenger RNA of Arabidopsis arenosa, 1123 nucleotides long. NCBI's taxonomy places the organism in Eukaryota, Viridiplantae, Streptophyta, Magnoliopsida, Brassicales, Brassicaceae. The record is from the annotation of a GenBank genome assembly.
AUUCGAAAACAGAACAAAACCUCUCUGCUCUCUCUAUAUACUCCCAAAAUGGCCUAUCAAUACCGUUUUGCCAUUCUUCUCGUUCUCCUCUCCGCCACCGUCGGCUUCUCCUCCGCCGCGUUGGUCCAGAAGAAGCCUCCGGUGCUUACCUUGAAAGGAAACAUCACUCUCAAUCUCAUUUGGUACGGAAAAUUCACCCCAAUCCAACGGUCCGUAAUCGUCGAUUUCAUCCGCUCUAUCAGUUCCGUCGCCGCCGCAAAAGGUCCCUCCGUCGCGUCGUGGUGGAAGACGACGGAGAAGUACAAACAAGGUGUCUCAACUCUUGUCGUCGGUAAACAGCUCCUCCUUGAGAACUACCCUCUCGGAAAAUCCCUAAAGAGCCCUUACCUUCGUGCUCUAUCAAGCAAACUUAACGAUGGUGGUGCUCGGUCGAUAACUGUCGUUUUAACGGCGAAAGACGUCACCGUCGAGGGACUCUGUAUGAACCGGUGCGGGACCCACGGGUCAAAGUCACGUUCCGUUAACAGUGGAGCUUACGUGUGGGUCGGAAACUCUGAAACGCAGUGUCCUGGUUACUGCGCGUGGCCGUUUCAUCAGCCUAUCUACGGACCUCAGACCCCGCCGUUAGUCGCGCCUAACGGUGACGUCGGAGUUGACGGAAUGAUUAUAAACCUCGCGACUCUUCUUGUCAACACCGUUACGAAUCCGUCUCAAGAAGCUGUUUCGGCUUGUACCGGGAUAUUCGGUUCGGGUGCUUACCCGGGUUACGCGGGUCGGGUUCUUGUGGACAAGACAAGUGGAGCAAGUUACAACGCUUUGGGUCUCGCCGGUAGAAAAUAUCUUUUGCCGGCGUUGUGGGAUCCGCAGACUUCGACGUGUAAGACUUUGGUUUGAUUUUUAGACGGUCGUGAACGAGACACGUGGCAAGAAUGGAUGGUGAUUGCGAGUUUAAAAGCUUGUUGUAGUCAAAGAAAGUUGUAGAUAUAUCUAUCGCGUCUGGUUCGGGGUUUGGGGAAAGGGAUUGUGUUUGUUUUGUCAUUUUGUUAUGCCCUGUAAAUUCGAUCUUUGGAAAUAUGUGAAAUAUAGAUUCAUAUAUCUAUUUUAAUAAAAACGAUUUGUAGUU